CCCCGAGCUAAGCAACAAACAGCGGUUCGAGUAUUUCUUCCGCACGAUUCCCUCCGACCACUACCAAGUAAAGGCCAUGGUUGAGAUCGUCAAGAAACUGGGAUGGUCUUAUAUCUCGAUCAUCUACGAGGAAUCCAACUACGGCAUAAAGGCCUUCGAGGAGCUGGAGGACCUCCUUGCAGCCAACGCCAUCUGCAUCGCCGUCAAGGAGAAGCUCGUGAAGGACUCGGGCGUGGCGGAGGAAGUCGCCUACGACCUGAUUGUGCAGCGCCUCCUUCAGAAGCAGCGCGCCCGGGGCGUCAUCAUCUUCGGCUCGGACCAGGAAGUCGCGGGCGUCAUGAGAGCCGUCAGGAGGAACAACGCCACAGGAAGCUUCUCGUGGAUCGGGUCCGACGGCUGGUCCGCGCGCUCUCUCGUGUCCUCAGGUAACGAGCCCGAGGUCGAAGGAACCCUCUCGGUGCAGCCCCAGGCCAACCCCGUGCGAGGUUUCGAUGAAUACUUCCUGGCGCUGACGGUGGAGAGGAACAAGAGGAACCCCUGGUUUGUCGAGUACUGGGAGCACCAAUUUCGAUGCAGAUAUCCCAAUGCCUCACGAACGCCUUACAACGACGCCUACAAUAAACCGUGCACGGGGAGGGAGAGGCUCACUGCGCAGAAUACGGAAUUCGAGAGUAGCACUAUCACGCUUGGGGAUAUGCAUAAGGACCUGUGUGGUGGGCAGUGGGGCCUAUGUGCUGAGAUGACACCCGUCGAUGGUGAACAACUACUGAAUUACUUGAGGAAGGUGGCUUUCCUAGGACUUAGUAAAGAUGACUUUAAGUUCGACAGCCAGGGUGAUGGUCCUGCUCGCUACAACAUUAUCCAUUUCAAGCAGACAAGCAAGUUUCGCUACAGCUGGGUCACCGUCGGUCAUUAUGUUGAAGGGGAGCUUAUGCUGAAUAUGUCAGCCCUUCAGUUCAAGUUGGAGGAACCGUCGCCCCCCGCCAGUGUGUGCUCUCUGCCCUGCCUCACGGGUCAGGCCAAGAAGUACGUGGAGGGCGAGUCGUGCUGCUGGCAUUGCUUCAACUGCUCCACCUACCAGAUAGUGAACCCCUAUGACGAGACGCAGUGCCUCACGUGUGACUGGGGGACGCUGCCCUCGCCUGACCACCUCAGGUGCAACCCCAUACCCGAGGUGUACAUCCAGACGGACUCCUGGUGGGCGAUCGGGGCCAUGCUCUUCUCCUCCCUGGGCGUGGUGCUCACGGGCGUGGUGGUGUGGGUGUUCGUGAGCCACAACGACACGCCCGUGGUGAGGGCGUCUGGGCGGGAGCUGUCGUACGUGUUGUUGUCUGGAGUCUUCCUGUGUUACGCCGUUACGUUUGUUUUCGUUCUUAAGCCUACAGCGGUGGUGUGCGGAUGCCAACGGUUUGGCCUUGGCUUCUGCUUCGCCGUCGUGUAUAGCGCCCUGCUCACGAAGACCAACCGAAUCUCCAGGAUCUUCAACGCAGGGAAACGAACAGCCAAGAGACCUUCCUUCAUUACGCCUAAAUCGCAGCUGUGUAUCUGUUUUUCAAUAGCAAACACACUGAGUCCUAAUGACGGUCCCAUGCCGCCCACACUCCCCCAGGUGAUGAUCACAGCGGUCUGGGGCGUCGUGAGUCCCCCCCGGGCGAUCCAUCAUUAUUUAGUGAGGGAGGAUAAUUUCUUGGUGUGCGCGGCUUCAAUCAACGCGUCUUAUAUGAUCGCUUUUGCUUAUCCUAUAGGACUGAUUGUUGUGUGCACGGUAUACGCUGUUCUCACCCGCAAGAUUCCCGAGGCGUUUAACGAAAGUAAACACAUCGGCUUCACCAUGUACACUACCUGUAUCAUCUGGCUUGCCUUUGUGCCCAUCUACUUCUCCACGGCUAAUAAUGUCGAGCUCUACAUCAUCCUCCUGCACCCGGAGAGGAACGUCCGUCAGAGCAUGAUGCCGGCAGCCAAGUACUCCGCCAUCAAGACUAAUCUCUCUACGUCCUCGCAAAGAGUCGACUCCUUCAUCUUCCCCGUGGACUACGAGCUCCACGAGAAGCUGCGGACGAUGGGCUGCGGACCGUCGCUGAGGACGAGCAGCGCGACGCAGACAACACCCAUAACACAGAGACUUGCAAAAUGCUGGAUAACUACUAUAAGGACUCAAGGAAAUAAAAAUAUAAGUGAAGCAUAUAACAGUAAUCUAAUACCACUAAUGCCUCAACCUGUAGUACCAAAAGAUACUUCUCACACUUGUCACUAG
This is a messenger RNA of Penaeus monodon (black tiger shrimp), 2254 nucleotides long. RefSeq names its product metabotropic glutamate receptor 8-like. The record is from RefSeq and is a predicted model, not a curated record. Gene Ontology annotation, cellular component: membrane. NCBI's taxonomy places the organism in Eukaryota, Metazoa, Arthropoda, Malacostraca, Decapoda, Penaeidae. Gene Ontology annotation, biological process: G protein-coupled receptor signaling pathway. The transcript is spliced from 18 exons. Gene Ontology annotation, molecular function: adenylate cyclase inhibiting G protein-coupled glutamate receptor activity. The coding region runs from base 77 to 2254 and encodes 725 amino acids.